This is a messenger RNA of Nymphaea colorata (pocket water lily), 801 nucleotides long. Its product is annotated as 60S ribosomal protein L34. Gene Ontology annotation, molecular function: structural constituent of ribosome. NCBI's taxonomy places the organism in Eukaryota, Viridiplantae, Streptophyta, Magnoliopsida, Nymphaeales, Nymphaeaceae. Bases 135 to 497 code for a protein of 120 amino acids. Gene Ontology annotation, biological process: ribosome biogenesis; translation. The record is from RefSeq and is a predicted model, not a curated record. Gene Ontology annotation, cellular component: ribosome; cytosolic large ribosomal subunit. The transcript is spliced from 5 exons.
GUCUUUUCCUCUCUGGGGAAGGGAGUUAGGGUUCAAAAUCUCGCCCUCCUUUCAUUCUCCCUCUGCAACCCCGCCGCCGUCGUCGUCGUCGUCGCAAGCGUGUCGGUGGAUCGGUGAGAGAAGGUAGCGGAGCCAUGGUUCAGCGACUCACCUACCGGAAACGGCACAGCUAUGCCACCAAGUCUAACCAGACGAGGGUCGUCAAGACUCCUGGUGGGAGGCUAGUGUAUCAAACCUCAAAGAAGAGAGCCAAGGGCCCUAUUUGCCCUGUGACGGGGAAGAGAAUUCAGGGGAUUCCUCAUCUGAGACCUACUGAGUACAAGAGAUCUAGAUUAGCAAGGAACAGGAGGACUGUCAACAGAGCCUACGGUGGAGUUUUGUCAGGCGGUGCUGUUAGAGAGAGGAUCAUCCGGGCUUUCCUUGUUGAAGAGCAGAAAAUCGUUAAGAAGGUCCUGAAGAUCCAGAAAGCAAAGGAAAAGCAGGCUGCUAAGAGUUAAGAGAAGCAAAAUCAACAGUUCCACCUGGUAGAAAAUUUUGAUUUAGUUGAUGGCGAACAUCUUGGAGAAUUGGCGUUGGCGAGUAUUUUAUGGAGUAAUUUGUUUGGCAGAAAACAGUUGGACAUGCAUUAGCUAUAUGCAGUUUUGCAUUUUGACGACAUUUCAUGGUUGCCUAUCUUUGUGGUUUUAAUUUUGUUUUUGAUUUUUUGUUUCUGUGAUUCUGCUUCCUAUUUACCCUGUUAAGGUUUAAGAGUUAAGAGACUUGUCUUAGACAUGAAAUGAUAAGAUGAUUCAAUGGCUGCCA